AAUCGGCUGACUCCACUAGGUCACGUGUUGUCGUCACAGUAGUCGCUGUAGUCUUUCUUCAGUGCAACUGUUCGCAUCUGCGGCAGCAGAAAAUGGCGAUAACCGGUGCAGUCUACAAUUUACUCUUCAGGCGAACUUCUACUUUUGCCAUUUCCAUAAUGGUGGGAGCAGUUGUCUUCGAGAGAAUGUUCGAUCAAGGUGGAGACGCGAUAUUCGAAGAAAUGAAUCGUGGGAAACUGUGGAAGCACAUCAAACACAGAUUCGAAAACAAAGAGGAGGACGACGAGUAAUGCACAGAUGUGACUAACCGUCCCGUUGGCGUCUUCAUCAUUCCUGAAGAAACACUUGGUGCCCAGCCACGUCGACCCUGAUCCACCAGGAGGGAAACUGGACUGAAUAUCCUUGACUUCACAGUCUUGAUUAUUGUGAAGUCACCCACACCACCACCGCAACUCACAUCAACAGAAAGCCAUGUUCAUCGGUCUUCGUUGGAUUAAAUUAUUUUUAAAUAAAGUGUCGCUGAAUCUGUGUUCUGUUAUGAAUUUAUUAAGUUUAUGCUGUCUUGUACCUGCAAGAAUUAUUUGUCUUUAAUUGUAUUCAGGCACUUCUCCAGUUGUCAAAAUGCCUGUUUGUCAGCUAUGUGGUGCAAGGAAUUGGCAGUGUAGAGAGAGAAUGACAUUGGAGGAUGGCAUUCAUUUGGAGAAAUGCCUUCUACCACCUCAUCUGUGAGUUUAACGGAGCACUGCAAGAUGAGCAGGACUGUGAAAUAACACAGAACAAAUGGAGCGGCAAACUUGAAACUGAGUUUAAUUAUUCCACAGCCUCGAGUUUCAUGAGUUUACAGUCCAGAAGUAUGGAAAUAAACAUGAUUAUGGUA
Messenger RNA from Anguilla anguilla (European eel), 877 nucleotides. RefSeq names its product cytochrome b-c1 complex subunit 9-like. The record is from RefSeq and is a predicted model, not a curated record. The coding region runs from base 93 to 290 and encodes 65 amino acids. Lineage: Eukaryota; Metazoa; Chordata; Actinopteri; Anguilliformes; Anguillidae. Gene Ontology annotation, biological process: mitochondrial electron transport, ubiquinol to cytochrome c. The transcript is spliced from 2 exons.